Amaranthus tricolor (Joseph's coat) is the source of this 1846-nucleotide messenger RNA. RefSeq names its product UDP-glucuronate 4-epimerase 6-like. The coding region runs from base 292 to 1632 and encodes 446 amino acids. NCBI's taxonomy places the organism in Eukaryota, Viridiplantae, Streptophyta, Magnoliopsida, Caryophyllales, Amaranthaceae. The transcript is spliced from 2 exons. The record is from RefSeq and is a predicted model, not a curated record.
UUAACCCAACUUCCUUCUUUCCCUCUCUAUCCUUAUUAAAUUUUUAUUUUCCAAAUAUUAAAAUAUAAUUUUAAUUUUUUUGCAUCUUCUCUCUCUCACAUCACUUCUCAAUUCUCAUCUCCUUUAUAUCACCCAUUUCUUCCAUUCAUCUCCUCUUCAGGGCUCAAUGAUUCACCAUUCCCUCAUCAAUCUCUGAGUCCUUCUUUAUUUUCCACUAAAUUAAAUAAAAACAAAAUCGAUCUAUUUACUCUUCAAUCGAACACUACUGUAUAAUACAAUCUAAUUAUAGUCAUGGCAUUAGCUCAAGAUUUAAGUAAAACCACUAAAUUAGAAAGGUAUAACAGCUAUCUACGGCGUGUCAACAAUACAAAACUGUUAGCCGCAUCAUCGAAGCUUCUAUUCCGAGCAACUUUAUUGGUCGCCCUUCUUCUUGUAUUCUUCUUUACGCUUAAUUACCCUGGAGGCGGUGAUACCCAGAAUGCAUCUAUUCAUACUACUAGCCGCUUUUUUACAUCGGGUUUUUAUGGUUCUGGUGCUGCCUGGGAGAAACAAGUCCGACAAUCCUCCACCCCGCGCCGUCCUAAUGGCUUUUCUGUACUGGUUACCGGUGCAUCCGGUUUUGUCGGUACCCAUUGCUCAGUUGCCCUUAAAAAGCGAGGCGAUGGAGUUUUGGGUCUUGACAAUUUUAACAGCUACUAUGACCCGUCCCUUAAACGCGCCAGGCAAAAGUUGCUGUCCAGGCAUCAAAUCUUUAUAGUGGAAGCAGAUCUUAAUGACACCCCAAUGUUGACUAAGUUGUUUGACAUAGUCCCCUUCACCCAUGUGCUCCACUUAGCUGCCCAAGCUGGUGUUCGUUAUGCUAUGAAGAACCCUCAAUCCUAUGUUCAAUCCAACAUUGCAGGCUUUGUUAACCUCUUAGAAGUGGCUAAAGCCGCCGAUCCUCAGCCUGCUAUUGUUUGGGCUUCUUCCAGUUCUGUCUAUGGGCUCAAUAAGGAUAAUCCCUUCUCCGAAAGGGAUCGGACUGACCAGCCCGCUAGUCUUUAUGCCGCCACAAAAAAGGCCGGAGAAGAAAUAGCCCAUACUUACAACCACAUUUAUGGGCUUUCCCUUACUGGGCUUAGGUUCUUUACUGUUUAUGGUCCUUGGGGCCGACCUGAUAUGGCUUACUUCUUUUUCACCAAGGAUAUUUUACAAGGAAAGCCCAUUAACAUUUACAAGACACAUGAUGGACAAGAGGUGGCACGUGAUUUCACAUAUAUCGACGACAUUGUGAAGGGUUGUGUGGGGGCACUUGAUACGGCAGAGAAGAGUACCGGAAGUGGAGGAAAGAAGCGAGGCCCGGCCCAAUUGAGGGUUUACAAUUUGGGUAAUACUAGUCCAGUUGGGGUUGGGAAGCUAGUUUCUAUCUUAGAAGGGUUGUUGAAUGUAAAGUCUAAGAAACAUGUGAUCACAAUGCCAAGAAAUGGAGAUGUGCCCUUCACCCAUGCUAAUGUUACCUUGGCCCGAACAGAUUUCGGGUACAAGCCCACCACUGAUUUGGCUACCGGGCUAAGAAAGUUUGUUAAGUGGUAUGUUGGUUAUUAUGGGGUACAAUCAAAGGUAAAAAAGGAAAACCCAUCCGAAGCCGAAUAACUAAUCAAUUAGAGAAACAAAAAAAACAGUAUACCAUUGAAUAGUGCAUAACCAAGAACAUGGAUUGGGAACCUCUCUUUUUUUUUACAAAAUUUUUUAUUUAAAUUUUUUCCUUUUGGUUGAGGGGAUAAAUGAUGAUGUUGUACUAUAGAUAUAGAAACUUCUUUUAAGUGUUCAUAAUAUAUUAAUAUUAUUAUUAUUAUUAUUAUUAUUA